Messenger RNA from Arabidopsis lyrata subsp. lyrata, 3167 nucleotides. RefSeq lists its product as uncharacterized. Gene Ontology annotation, molecular function: transcription corepressor activity. The coding region runs from base 309 to 2987 and encodes 892 amino acids. The record is from RefSeq and is a predicted model, not a curated record. The transcript has 3 exons. Gene Ontology annotation, cellular component: nucleus. Lineage: Eukaryota; Viridiplantae; Streptophyta; Magnoliopsida; Brassicales; Brassicaceae.
AGUCGAAAACAAUCGGAGAUAGAUGCAGAAAUCGUUCUUUUACAUGAAAGUAUCAAUCUUUAUUUAUAGAAUUUGUGUUUUCACGCUUAAAGGUUUCAACUUUAUCCGACUCGUCUUGUUUCGUGUUUAUCCCUUGACAUGGGUUUAUCUAUAGCGUUGAGAAAUUACAUGUCUUUGGAUCGAUGCCUUUGAACAGGUCUCGUUGUGACCCUUGUCUUCUUUCAUAAGCAUGUUCUUGAUUCUGGGUUUUGGCUUUGAAAAAGAUUCGAUUUUUAUCACUUUGGAUCACUUCUAUAUAGUUCUUAUUAAUGGAUGAGGAAAGCAAUCCUAUGGAAGAUUCUUGUGAUGAAGAAUUUGUCUGCGGAGAUCCGAAAGUUGAUGUUCGUGUUGGAGAUGAAUAUCAGGUUGAGAUACCUCCUAUGAUCUCUGAAUCCCAACGUGCAGCGCUUCUUUUGAAUCCUCUGGACUCUGAUUCCUCUUGUUCCUUUGCUGUGGGACUACCUGUCGAAGUAAUGUGGAUAGACACCAAAUGUAGAGAUAGAGAUGGACUUGGAAGUGAUAACAUCGACAUGAACGAAUCUCUCAAAUCACUUAAAACAAAAAGAAGCCGCAGAGGUGGGAGUGACGGGAACCCGGGAUCAAAGCAACAUAUGAAUCUUGAAGUUGUGCCUGGGAAAUCAUCCAGUUCUUGGGAAGAUUUGGAAGUAGAUGGAUUUGUUCUUGGGCUGUAUACAUUUGGGAAGAACUUUGCUCAGGUGCAGAAGUUGUUAGAGAGCAAAGAAACAGGAGAUAUACUUUUGUUUUACUACGGAAAGUUUUACGAAUCUGCUAAAUACAAAAUUUGGUCUAAUUCUCUUAAGAAGCGGAGCAGGAGAUGCAUACAAGGGAAGAAGCUCUAUUCAGAUUGGAGGCUACAGUUGUUGUUGUCCCGUUUAAUUCGCAACAUUCCCGAUGAACUGAAAGAACAGAAGCUUGUGGAUGUCUCAAAGUCAUUUGCUGAAGGGAAGAAGUCUCUGGAGGAAUACAUCAACGCGGUUAAGGAACUAGUGGGUCUCCGGUAUCUUUUAGAGGCUGUAGCAAUUGGUAAAGAUAAGGAAGAUCUGACAGUCCUCACAAUAGAACCCGAAAAUGCAAAACAAUGGUUUACAGUUUCUUCUGCGGUUCCUGCUGGUUUAGGGGAAUACAGUUCACUCACAGUUGAAGGUAUAAUCGAAAAAUUGACUGGUUGUUCCCGUCUGAUAAAAGGUCGUUACAAUGAUAUCUUCUGGGACGCUGUAUGGCCGCGUUUGCUACAUAGGGGGUGGCGUUCUGAGCAGCCAAAGGACCGAAGUUACAUCAAGUCUAAAGACCACAUUGUCUUCCUCGUCCCUGGGGUAAAGAAGUUUUCAAGACGGAAACUUGUGAAACAUGAUCAUUACUUUGAUUCUAUCAGUGACAUUCUCAAAAAGGUUGUUUCUGAGCCUGAGCUUCUUGAGGAGACAGCAGAGAUCAGAGCUCCUGAUGGAAUCAUCCAAGAGAACACUUGCAACCAAUCAAAACAGGAGAAACACUGUUACCUGAGGUCUCCAAACUCUUCUUCUACUCAUAUGAAGUUCACUGUUGUGGACACUAGUCGUUUGGCUUCAGGAGGAAAUUUGUUCAAAUGCCGGGAGUUGAGGAUUCCAAAUCCAGAAUAUCUAGCUUCUCAAUCGAUGGCUUGUCGAGGGGAUAACAAUUCUUCUGUGGAAAGAUUCCAAACAAUGCCGUUGGAAGUACACAAGCGUAAGUGGGAAAGGCCGCGAAAGAUGAAACAGGUGGAUGAACCGAUGAAAUUCAUGAUUCUGGAUACAAGUGUGGAGCAAGGUGGGCAUUCAUCCGGGAUAAGAAGACGGAGACAUUUGCCGGGUGAUGAGAAUCCGUGCAAGAUCCGUAAAUGCAUACCCAAAGAGGCAUUUGGUGAAUCAUCACAGCACCAAUCUCGCAGUAAUAAAGGUGUGAAGGGCAAGCAUCCUAUGGGGACUGAUUCUGGUCUAGGGGAGGAGACUUUGGAGAAUGUCCAACAAGGUCGGUCAAAGAAGAUCAAGCAGAGGUAUUCCCGAAUAUCAGAAUCUAAUAACCAUCAUUCGGUUCCCUUGCCAAAACGUAGGCGGCUCAGUACUUGUGUAAGGAAAGAUAUAAAACGUUCUGGUGAAAGUUCAGUGUUGAAGCCACCUGCAUUACAUGUUGAUUCUAUGAACCUCAAGACUGACCAGUUAGAAGAAACUGAAAAUAUUGAGAUUCAAGAAGAGCCAGAAAGUGAACCAAAUGGCUUUUGUCCCAUUUCGGAAACAGUCCAUGAACUAAGUUCACCAGCACAACAAAAAGAACCAAAUGGGUUAUGUUCAAAGGACCAAGGAGGUCUGCAUGAACUCAGUUCAUCAGAACAACAACAAGACGAAUCAAAUCGGUUGGGUUUAGACAAAAAAUGCUCUUCCAAGGAUCUUGAAACUGCCCAAAAACAAGAGCAACCGAUUCAGUUGCCUCCCAAAAACAAGAAUUCUCCAUCCACUGAUCAUGGAACUACUCAAGAACGUGCAUCAUUAGAACAACAAGAAGAAGAGCAUAACCAACAGACCGACACAGACAUUCCAAGAAGACAAAGCACAAGAAAGCGGCCAUUGACUACUCGUGCUCUGGAAGCUCUAGAAUCGGGCUUUUUUACACCAAAAAGCAUGAAAACUACUACAUCUAAACCGAGAAAACGCAAACGGUCUGCAAAUAUCAAGCAUUCAGCCAAUGCGAGUAACAAAACUCCACGCGAGUCAGACAAUGGAUAUCUUGUAAAGGAAGCGACAACAAAUAAACCGCUGGACCUGGACCAAAUAAAGGAUUCUGAACCAAGCUUUCUUGUGGAUAAAGUAACGACGACAAGUAAGCAUGUGGAACAAAUAGAGGAUUCGAAGAAGGUGACUACCGAGUUCCCUAAACUUCCUCCUAUUGUUUUGAAACUUCCCUUUAAGCGUGGCUAAAGAUGCGGUGAAUACUGAAGUCUGAAUCAUUUUUUGGGGCUCACUGAUGAAAUGUGUACAGAAGAAGCAGAGAGCUCUUUAGACAGAUUUUUUCUUUUCUUUUUUGUUUCCCUGGUAUUAUCUGCUACAUAUUACAUAUCCAUGGGUAAUCUCUUAUUCUUUUGAAUUUGUUUAUCUUAA